Verticillium dahliae VdLs.17 is the source of this 213-nucleotide messenger RNA. RefSeq lists its product as uncharacterized. The transcript has a single exon. Lineage: Eukaryota; Fungi; Ascomycota; Sordariomycetes; Glomerellales; Plectosphaerellaceae. The record is from RefSeq and is a predicted model, not a curated record. The coding region runs from base 1 to 213 and encodes 70 amino acids.
AUGUCCGAAGCCUACGAACGCGAGCGCCAGAACAACGCACGCCUCGACGAGCUCUCCUCCAAGAUCUCCGCCCUGCGCGGCGUGACCGUUGACAUCUACGACAACGCCCGCGCCCAGGAUGUCAUCGACAAUACCGUGCGUCUCCUAUCCCCCCGCGCCUACUCUCCCCGCGUCUAUUGCCCUAUUGCCCCCCCCCGCACCACCCCCCCUUAA